GCCUUUCGGCAACGUGUUCGUACGAGGUGUUUCGACGAUUGUGUCUGUGAACUCGUGCGGAAUUGUUGUUAGCAUAUUGCAGACGCAUCUUUCUGCUGGCCAAAUCUUCAUCGAUGGUAGGAAAUGGCCACAGUGGCUAGAACGAACAGCAGCACGCAGCCAGGAGCCAGCGGGCCCCGCACAUUGUCGGCUGGGGAUACGAUCGACAUCGAUGGCGUGACCUACAUGCACCCAAUGUGCGUCAACAUCUGGGUGGACGACGUGAAGGCAUGGCCAAGUGUGUCCAGUGCCCACAUUGUGUGCUACCUCAUAAGGAGCAAGGCAUGUGACCUCAAGGAAGCAGAGGCAUACAAAAGCCUAGACUCCUACAAUUUUGUGCAGAGUGGCUGGGUUGGCCAGGUGCUUUGUCACAAUGUUAACAAAGACGUUGUGUACCUCAAGGCGGAUGUUCGACCCUCGCAGGCCAUAAAUCAAAAGCCUUGGACAGCAUGGGCUUGUGUCAGGCACACCGGCCAGGUAAUCACUGCUGGAUGCUCAUGUAUGGCUGGGAAAGCAAGGGUUUGCAGCCAUGUUGGUGCACUACUGUGGAAAGUCGAUAUGGCUGUCACGUCAGGAAUGACCGGCACAUCAUGUACUGACCAAGCAGCUCAGUGGAACAGGGGAACAAAGAGGAAUGUGGAACCUGUCCUGCUUGAAGAUAUGGACUUUAAGCUCCAAAAACAAACUGUGGAAUCCGAAAAUAAAGCACCAAAACCCUCAAGAAAGUUUCAUCACUUCGGAAAUGAUGAAGAGCUGAUAAACUACAUCAGGAGCAAACCAUUCUCAGAUCUCUUCAACAUUCCAGCUCUUUAA
This is a messenger RNA of Dermacentor silvarum, 852 nucleotides long. RefSeq lists its product as uncharacterized. The transcript is spliced from 3 exons. Bases 124 to 852 code for a protein of 242 amino acids. The record is from RefSeq and is a predicted model, not a curated record. Lineage: Eukaryota; Metazoa; Arthropoda; Arachnida; Ixodida; Ixodidae.